This is a messenger RNA of Patella vulgata (common limpet), 2528 nucleotides long. RefSeq names its product putative polypeptide N-acetylgalactosaminyltransferase 9. Gene Ontology annotation, cellular component: Golgi apparatus. The record is from RefSeq and is a predicted model, not a curated record. The coding region runs from base 634 to 2505 and encodes 623 amino acids. The transcript has 11 exons. NCBI's taxonomy places the organism in Eukaryota, Metazoa, Mollusca, Gastropoda, Patellidae.
UUUUUUAAUUCGUGCUUACGAUUAUAUUAUACAUUCCAGUCUGUUUCUUUUCCCAAGAUUUGUUUUGACGUGUCGGUUGGCGCUCUGGCACGAUUCCUCGCUGAAAUAUGUGUACGUAUGUUCAAUAGAUAUCCUGGAAGAUCGAAAUCUUGGAUUAAUUUCUACCACACCAUCAAAUAUUGGAUUAUAACAAUUUGAAUAUCUGAACAAGUCAGCGGUGUGUUUAUUAAUAAUACGAUCGACGUGGUCGUCGUUGAAGGAGAAAAAUACACAAAGAUAUCAGGCAUUUUGAAAAGAAUUUAAGAUUUAAUAAUUAUUGGAACCUUUAGUUGAAUACCGAGCGUUCAAGAUUUUUUUAUUCGCGAUACCAGAUGACUGCUUAUAUGUUAUAAUAGUUGAUUGUACAUGGGAAUCCUAUAUUUGAACAGAGCUAAACCAUAAACAAUAAGCGAUAACUUUCAGUAGUGUGUUAACGGGUACUCGUAGCUCCCUAAAUACACAGAUCGUAUACUAGCGCUUCGGUAAUUGACAAUACACAAUUAAAUUUUUAAACAAUCAAGAAAUUAUUUAUUAUAUAUAUAUUUUUACAAAAAAUCAAGACAUUGUUCAUUUUAUUUAUAGUGUGGUAUAUAUAUGAAGGGUCCUAAAUUACAGGACAACCCAGUAGAAAUGAGGUCGCUUAGAAAACGUAUAUGGCGUUUCUUUUACAUUAGUUUAAUUAUCGGAUUUAUUUAUUGGAGGAUAAAUCAACAUGGUGAUACUUCCGGUAGUCCGGGUGAACUGGUGAAGUUUGAUAACGAGGUAAAAUUAGUUGAAAAUAAAGACAAUGAGGAAUCAAAUAUUGAAAGUAAAAAUAAGGACAAAGACGAUACGUUAGAAAAGGACACAAUAUUAGUGGUUACUAAGGAAAAGACAGUUAUUGAAGCUACAAAGCAAAUUGUGCGCGCAACAACAACAAGAAAACCACAACCAGGUGAUAACGGUUCACCGGUGAAUGUGAACGUUUCCUUGUUGUCAGCUGAAGAAAAGAAUAGAUAUGAUCAGGGCUUUAAAGGAAAUGCAUUCAAUGAAUUCGCCAGUGAUUUGAUUUCCUUACAUAGAAAAGUUCCAGAUUCACGACCUCAAAUGUGUAAAAAUGUAACAUAUGAUGCAAACCUACCACAGACGAGUGUAAUUAUAACAUUUUAUAACGAGGCGUGGUCCACGUUAAUACGAUCUAUCCACAGUGUACUAGAAAGAUCCCCACCACAUCUUAUUAAAGAGAUUAUACUGGUUGAUGAUGGCUCAGAAAAGGCCAUCCUAGGUAAACCACUGGAAGAUUACAUACGUAAUUUCCCUAAAGUGAAGUUAUUUAGAAAUAAAAAGAGGGACGGGUUGGUGUCAGCCAGGAUAAAGGGGUAUGAAGAAGCUACAGCCCCUAUUUUAACAUUUCUCGACUCUCAUAUAGAAUGUAAUCACGGAUGGUUAGAACCUCUUCUAGAUCCAAUAGCAAAAGAUGAAACAGUUUCAACGUUUCCCACUCUUGAUGUGAUCGACGAUGAAACUCUAAAGUAUGAACCAUUGUGGGACUCACCAUCUUACGGAGUAUUCCGAUGGAGAAAUUUAUUGUUCAACUGGGACAAUAUGCCACCGGUGGUUACACAAGCAAGAAAAUCGGCAGCCGAUAAUAUAAGAUCACCAACUAUGCCUGGUGGAUUGUUCAGUAUCAACAAGGCAUACUUCCAGAAACUAGGAACCUAUGAUCCGGAAAUGAAAGGCUGGGGAGGAGAAAAUUUAGAACUUUCUUUCAAGAUUUGGAUGUGUAACGGAAGUAUACUGAUGGUACCCUGUUCCCAUGUCGGACAUAUCUUCCGUCACGUGAUGCCUUAUACAAUUCCAGGGGAAAAUACCGUCUGGAAGAACUCAGCUAGGGUAGCAGAAGUCUGGAUGGACGAGUAUAAACAAUAUUUAUAUGACUAUUAUAAACCUGACCUUUCUCAAAUAGAUGUUACAAGUCGUAAGGAACUGAGAAAAAGUCUCCAUUGUAAGAGUUUUGAUUGGUAUUAUAAAAACCUACUGUCACCAACCAUGUGGAUUCCAAAUGACGUUAUAUCCGGUGGUCACGUGAAGAGUUUAGGUAAACCAGGGUUUUGUUUAGAUGCCAUGUCAGGGGAUGGAGUUUAUGGAAUAUAUCAUUGUUAUGAUAAUAAUGCUAAUCAGAAUUUUUACUUCACGAAAGAGGGUUUAUUAUUAACAGAAGUUUCAGCUCAAGACUUUCAUAAAUGUGUAUCUUUUUAUACGAAACCUUCCACACUGAGAAAGUGUGACGUCAAAUGUAGAUAUCAAAUAUUUAAAUAUCAGAACAGUCAAUUUUUUAAUCCAGCAACAAAUAAAUGUUUAGCUAUACCCAUGUCUAGUGAUCUAAAGGGACCAGAAGAAGCAGAUUGUGAUGAUAAAAGUCGAACAUUAUGGGAGAUACACCCUAGAAUAAAACAUGAUGAUGAUGAUGAUGAUGAUGAUGAAUAAAACCAAUACUGAUUUUAAUCCUU